Messenger RNA from Siniperca chuatsi (mandarin fish), 5471 nucleotides. It is a transcript of the gene pparab, whose product is annotated as peroxisome proliferator-activated receptor alpha b. Gene Ontology annotation, molecular function: RNA polymerase II cis-regulatory region sequence-specific DNA binding; zinc ion binding; nuclear receptor activity. The record is from RefSeq and is a predicted model, not a curated record. Gene Ontology annotation, cellular component: nucleus. The transcript is spliced from 7 exons. Gene Ontology annotation, biological process: positive regulation of transcription by RNA polymerase II; negative regulation of inflammatory response; hormone-mediated signaling pathway. Lineage: Eukaryota; Metazoa; Chordata; Actinopteri; Centrarchiformes; Sinipercidae. Bases 257 to 1651 code for a protein of 464 amino acids.
CACAUCCGGCGGGUGUGAGCUCCAUGGUUCUGCUUUGUAUGGACAUGGUGGGGGAUUUUUGACAGCUGCAGCGCUGUUGGGAAACAAACAAGGACGUGGUUGGGGUCGGGGUUAUUUUCCCUCCUCGCUCCUCUCUCGAUCUUGCACCGGCCGCUUCUCAACCCAGAGAGAUUUCCAAGGAUAUGGCGGCUUCGGAUUGGGCUGUCUAUUGAAAGUCUGAUGUGUGAGAGUGCUGGCAGCCCGCUCCUCCACCGUGAUGGUCGACAUGGAGAGCCACUACCAUCCGCCUUCACCCCUGGAGGACUCGGUGCUGGGCAGCCCCCUGUGCGCCGAUGACAACUUCAUGAGCAGCAUGGAGGAGCUCCAGGACAUCUCCCAGUCCAUCGACAAUGACGCCCUCCCCGAAUACCAGUCCUCCAGCAAUGGCUCAGAAGGUUCCACUGUUCUAGAUGCCCUGACACCAGCCUCCAGCCCGUCGUCGGUUGUUUACGGGGUGGCAGCAGGCCAGGAGGACUUCUCAUCUUCCUCCUCAUCGCUCAACUUGGAGUGUCGAGUUUGUGCUGACCGCGCCUCGGGCUACCACUAUGGAGUCCACGCCUGCGAGGGCUGCAAGGGGUUUUUUCGGCGGACCAUCCGUCUGAAGCUGGAGUAUGACAAGUGUGAGCGCCGCUGCAAGAUCCAAAAGAAAAAUCGCAACAAGUGCCAAUACUGCCGCUUCCAGAAGUGCCUGUCGGUGGGCAUGUCCCACAACGCCAUCCGUUUUGGUCGGAUGCCCCAGUCAGAGAAGCUAAAGCUGAAGGCGGAGAUGGUAACGGGGGACAGGGAGGUGGAAGACCCCCAGCUAGCUGACCAGAAGACGCUGGCCAGGCAGAUUUAUGAGGCCUACCUCAAGAACUUCAACAUGAACAAGGCCAAGGCUCGAACCAUUCUAACCGGCAAGACCAGCACCCCUCCUUUUGUCAUCCAUGACAUGGAGACCCUCCAGCUGGCAGAGCAGACGCUGGUGUCAAAGAUGGUCGGCUCAGCGGGAGCGCUGAAGGACAGGGAGGCAGAAGUUCGGAUUUUCCACUGCUGCCAGUGCACGUCGGUGGAAACCGUCACCGAGCUCACAGAGUUUGCAAAGUCCGUCCCUGGGUUCUCGAGCCUGGACCUGAACGAUCAGGUGACUCUUUUGAAAUAUGGCGUGUAUGAGGCCCUCUUCGCCAUGCUUGCCUCCAGUAUGAACAAGGACGGGCUUCUUGUAGCGUACGGCUCAGGCUUCAUCACCCGGGAAUUCCUCAAGAGCCUGCGGCGGCCGUUCAGUGAUAUGAUGGAGCCAAAGUUCCAGUUUGCAAUGAAAUUUAACGGGCUGGAGCUGGAUGACAGUGACCUGGCUCUGUUUGUGGCCGCUAUCAUCUGUUGUGGAGACCGACCAGGCCUGGUGAAUGUGGCGCACAUCGAGAGAAUGCAGGAGAGCAUUGUGCAGGUGCUACAGCUCCAUCUGCUGGCCAAUCACCCUGACGACAAUUUCCUCUUCCCCAAGCUGCUGCAGAAACUGGCUGACCUCCGGCAGUUAGUCACUGAGCAUGCACAGCUGGUGCAGGAGAUCAAAAAGACAGAGGACACCUCACUGCACCCACUCCUGCAGGAGAUCUACAGAGACAUGUACUGAGGGUUGUGGAGGAAUAACCAGGAGAGGCACUCUACAAACCAUCUCCAUUUUUUUCAGGCACAGAAGAAAAAGAGUCCUCCAUAAGCUAUGUUGAACCACUUAUAUUCUAAUGCAGCAAGAGUUAGCUUUGGCUUCUGGUCAACACAACAGGUCCUGUUGAUUCUCUUGGUUUGACACAGUGCUCUCCACUCCAUUGUGUGGACCUUCAUAGGCAGAAAAGUCGUGUAUGCAGAGAUGUGAUCUACUAUUGAUUGAGCCCCUAUCUAGAUACCAGUGUAUGCAAUAUCUGACCAAACUGUUGGAUAAAAACACUAAAUGCUAAUUUCAAGUCUUUGAGGUGACCUCCAUGGUUAUCCCUGUCCUGACCCUUAAAAAGCCCUAUAAAAUGAGGAAAGAAAGUGAACUUGAUAGUUGCCACUCCAGCAGUGUGUUUGAAAGUAGAUUUUUGUACUGAUGUCAAAAAGCAAAGAGCCGUAUACCUUCAUAUCUAACAACACCCAAAUUACUUCAGUGGCAACAGCGACAUUAAGACCGUAAUGAUACAGUUUUCAAGCAAGGCAUCUUCUGCCAAAUUGGCUGGUGAUGGUUAUCCAUGCACCAGCCCUCCAGCAUGUUUCUUUACCUUUUUAUAUCCAGAGACACAACUGUGCUGCCACCAGGCUCCUGAACAUAAUCAUUUAUUUGUACUGUAAGUCUUCUAAGCCAUACUUUGUUUGUACUGGAAAUUAUCAAUGUCUUUCAUAUGCUUUUCUCUUCCUAACAAGAUAGCAUCGAGACUUGGUAUGGAUUAUCAUCAUGUAACACUCAACCACAAACUGUACAGGCAAUAGUAUUUUUACACUUCAGAAUAAGGUAGCAAAAAUAGGUUUUUCAAGACUGAAAUGAUCACAGGUACAUAUUCAUUUUGUACAUGCACCACAGAGCACAUCUGAAGUACAAACACACCUGUGAUAUGUUAAUAUGACACUAUUUUAUACUGGGCCUCUGUUAAAUGCCUUUUUCACAAAACACAUGAACAGACGUUUGGCACUCCAUCCUGUUUUGUGUCCUGGUAUUCAAGGGCUAACACCGAGAUAAACCGCAUUACAGCCGUAAUACAGGCAGACUUAAAGCAGAUUUGCUAGAAAUUCAUUCAUUUGUUUCUUAAUUUCUCACUCAGUGAAGCCUUGUUCCUCAAAAUUAUAUCUCAUUAUUUUUUUCUCUCUCAAUUGGUAAUGUUGUGUCUCGCCUUCUCCUGUCAGUCUUUCUGCUUUCUAUUGUAUUUCACCAGCUGUGUUUGGCCCUCAUAACACAUGCAGUUGAUUAAGAUUCAGGGGUCUUAUGUGCACAUAAUUUAUAUGAUGGCAAAUGGCAAUGGCAAACAUUAUUCUUUUUUUUUUUCAUAGAAGAAAAUCAUAAUGAUAUGGCCUCAUAGAUUAAACCAAUACUUCGACAAUUAGAAGUUUUCAUCAUCAGAAACUUGUCACUUUGGGUGACAGAACAAGGUUUCUGUUUUGCUCCUGUAGUUUCUCUAACAUUGCCUGGUUCGCUUUUGACAAACUGUCAAAAUCAAAAGACAAAGGCAAACCUAUCCUUUAGAUGUUUUUGUCCUCUAACUAUGAUGAUAACGGUGCAUGUGAAGAGGCCACUCCUGCAUUUUGUUGUCAUACUGCCUUUUGUAGAAAAUGAACAUGCUACACUGACGACCUACAGUAAGGCAAUGAUAAGGAAAUGAUGAAAGCAUGCAUGGCUGAUGGGUAACAUAUAUGUAAAUCUGUGAGAGAAUGCUUUUCCUCCAUCUGCUUAACCAACCAAAAUCUCCUAAAAUCAUGAUGAAUUUAUUGAAAUUCAGUCACAAGAAAUGGACCUUGUGUUUAUAAUUACAUCACAUUGUAUAAACAGAGUGUACUGUACAUAGCUGAAAUGAUCACACUGACUGCUCGCUCCAACUUUGAACUCAUGAGGUAUACAAGGUACUAAUGAUGAUCAACUUUUGUAUUCCUCCGUUUGGUAAAUACUUUUAAAUGUUUGAAAUUUUACAGUAAAUGUAAUUAUGUACUGUAUGUUCUUGUUGCUUAAAUGCCACAUACUUGUGUUUUAAUUGAAUUGGAUGAUAUUUUUAUACUAAAGUAUAUAUGUAUGACUAAAUCAAAUAUUUGUUUAUUUGAAAUGGCACGACUGAAGAGUGCAGUGUAAAUAGACUUAAGGGUAACAGGGCAACUGGUAAUCUGAAUAUCCAUAGAUCUGAAUCCCGCUGGGGACAUUCCUUUUGUUAAUAGCUAUUUUUAGAUAGAGAACCAUCAAUGCUGCAGAAUGCAUGCAGUUCAAUUCAACUGUAUUUCCUUUAUCUGUUAAAUUAAGCUCUUUUGAUUUAAACUGACAGCACUCGUGGGCUGUGCAGGGCUGUACCAGCUCACAAGUUUGGGCAGUUGAUUAAAACUGCACCGUUUUGAAUACAGUGAAAACUACAUUUAUCAUUUGAAAGCUACAGCUCAGCACUGAUCAUACAAUACUGGUCUCCUCUUUUUAUACUCUGUUCUCAGGUUGCACAUAAAAAAAAAAAUGGGUAAUAUACUGUAUGCACAGAAAUUCAUCAUUAUCAGAAAUCAUCCAUAGUUGCCUACUCUUGUUGAACAAACCAACCUGUAUUUUUUUUUUUUUUUUUUUUUGGCACAUCACAUCUCUGUUGAUUAAAUAGAAAAACUGAAUGCACUCAUAAUAUGCUAUCACAUCACAUGCUUUUACAGUAAAGAAGAUGUGGUUAUGAAAAUGCAGUAUAUGCUGUUUUAUAAUCCUGUUUUUGUCACGCUUUUUGUCUGACUUUUCUCUCCUCACUCGCUGCUAUAUUGUACUAACUCACCAAACAUUUCUUAUGCCAUGAGUAGAUUACUGACCUUCAAGCUGCCUCUACUUACUUAUUAUAUCUCCUGAUAGAAUGUCAACACAGCUCGGUUCUUCCCCUCGCAGAUUCCUGGGACUUGGAGAUCCCAGGUAUGCUUCGGGAUUAACCACAAAUAAUCUGUGCCUUAGUGUGUCCAUGCCAUAAAACACUAGAGAUUCAGAAAAAGACUUGACUUGUGCACACACACACUUUUAGAAUUGUAGUGCUGUUGGUGUUGUCCGCUACAAUUGGCGGUGUGUGACACAAUAGGGCCACGCAGAGGAAGUGAUGUCUCAGAAGAUUUAGGAAACUAUCCUAUGCACAGCAAGACAGAGGCUCAGAAGUGCUUCAUUUUACCAUACAGAACAUUAACAAUGAAAUAUUUGCUUUAAAAAGGACAGACUAAACACAAAAUGGUUGGAACACUAGAGCCAGGCCCCUGAGGAGAAGUCAUGUAAAUUUGUGAUGUCUGCUUACCCUUAGGAAUGUCUGUUUUGUGUUGAAUUGACAAGGGACUUUUUAACUUGUAUCAGGGAAACCUAGUCUUCCUUUGUUGAACUAGCUCAGGACAUAGAAAGAUACUGUUCCUCCCUCUCUCUCUUUUUCUCUGUGGAAUGAGUCUAUAGUGCUCUGCCUUAGAGCACACGAACACCAACAACAAUAUUGAUUAACAGGACCUUUAGUUUUAUUUUCCAAAUCUAACAGAAAAAAAUGUUACCAGGGGGCAGCAGUCAUAGGAAUUAGGUUAUUUGAUUAUUUUUUUUCUUGGAUUUCAUGGAGUUUCUUUUUGUGGCUAUAGUGUCGUGCAAAGAGACAACAGAGACUGUCUUUGAAUGUGUUAAUGUGUACUGUGGCUUGGUAACAAUACUGUAAAUGUUUGAUGAUUGUAUAUCUAGUCAUUUAAACAAUUGAACAAGCUGACAUUGAAUGGAUUUCAAAAUAAAAUGAUUUUAAAAUCCA